AAUUCACAGUAAUAAAUCAACGAUUUAAUUUCAAAUCUUUUUUUUUCUCGUAAAAUAACGAAAUUACAAAAAAAAAUUUAAUUACCGACAUUAAUCAUGGCAACAUUGACAAAUUAUUCAACAUUUAUUUUAUUUUUCAUUACAUUAUUUAUCAUUCAGAUUGAAUUGAUACAAAUGUAUCCAACAACAACUGGUAGUAUGGGUAUGGGUAAUGUUAAUGAUGGUUAUUAUUAUGAUGGAAAUAAUAAUUAUUAUCCAUCAUCAUUAUAUCCAACAUCACAAUCAAUGAUGAAUCAACAAGAUUAUUAUCAACUACAACAACAACAACAAUAUCCGAUUAUGACAAAUACAAGACGUCGUCCACAUAUACGUUCAGAUGUACGUAAAAUAUUGGUUGAAAAAUUAUCCACCGAUGCUGAUCAUCACAAUGAUGAUAAUCAUCAUCAACGUUCAUCAUCAAAACAACAACAACAUCAUUUAUGUAAUGCAACAAUAAUAUCAUCACGUCGUUUAUUAAUACCGAAUGAAUGUUCACCAAAUGGUUAUAAUCGUAUGGAAACAAUUCAAUUAUAUAAUCCUGAUCAAAAUCAAAAUAAUGAUACAAAAAUCAUACAACGACAAGGUCGUACUAUUGUUCGUUUACAACGAUCAAAAUCAAGUCUUGUUGAAUUGAAUGAAACAAUUCCCGGUACUACAGAUAAUGAUGAUAAUAAUGUUAAUGGCCAAUUUCGACAAGAAAAUUUUCAAUCACCACCAUCAUUGAAUGAAGAACCAAUUUAUAAUGAUGAUAAUUAUGAUGAUUUAGAUGGUCGACAAUAUUUACCAAUCUUUCCGCCAAUGCCACCACCACCGAUGCCACAACCAAUGCCACCAAUAAUACCUGGUUAUAUUUAUGAAUAUGAAUAUUUUGAAUAUCAAUUUUGUCGACCAUUACAUAUUGAGAUAAGUAUUUGUGAAUUAUGUAUAUGGAUACCGAAUGUAUGUCCAAUCAUGUUCUGAAAUGAAAAAAAACAUCGAUUUUUCA
This is a messenger RNA of Dermatophagoides pteronyssinus (European house dust mite), 1024 nucleotides long. RefSeq lists its product as uncharacterized. The record is from RefSeq and is a predicted model, not a curated record. Lineage: Eukaryota; Metazoa; Arthropoda; Arachnida; Sarcoptiformes; Pyroglyphidae.